CAGAGCACAUGCACAUAACUUGUCACGUCUGUCAGUCAGUCGUGUCUAAUCGAUGGACGAGCUCCAGACAGUGUUUGUGCUCAACUCUCUGCCUGCGGAAGGUGAGUUAGCUUUAUGGGGGCAGGACCCGGCAACCGCAACCCUUCCCAGUGAGGAGCAGCGGUGGGAGUGUGCAGCGCGGCUCUCAGAGGCGGACUGGAUCGCCGCAGGAAGAGUCGCUCCCAGUCGCUCGCUCCCGAGUUAGCCGGCUAACGUGCUAGCUAGCUAGCCAGCUAGCCCCCCCCCCCAAAAGAUGUCGACUCUCCGCGCCGUGCGAGCUGAACGGGACCCGCGGCGACGGGCGACGAGUGUGCCAUGAGACCGCGGCGCCGCGUUGUUGACGGUCCCGAGAGUCCCUUUGAGUUAUGCUCUCGCGAAAGAAAAGCAAAAACGAAGCGUCCAAACCGGCCGAGGUCCACGGGAAGUAUGUGAAGAAGGAGACGUCGCCGCUCCUCAGAAAUCUUAUGCCCUCAUUCAUCCGCCAUGGACCCACCAUUCCCAGACGCACGGAGGUCCCCCUGCCAGACAUGGGGCCCUCUGCCUACCCGCCUCCCAGCCGGGAGCCCGCGGUGUCCCGCAACAAGAGUUUCCUCCGCGCCCCCGUGCAGAGGCCCGCUCACGAGGUGGCCCGCCGCGAGAGCCACCGCAUGUCGGCGCCGCCGUACCUGCCGCGCAGUCUGGGCGACCUCCCCCACGAGUACGGCGGCUCCUCGCAGUCUUUCCUCACAGACGUGAGCCCCAUGUCGGAGAACGGAGACGCUGCCCGGUAUUAUUACCCCCCUGAACCUUACUAUGACAGCCAGCAGCAGCAGCAGCACCAACAACAACAACGACAGCAGCAGCAGCAGCAGCAGCAGCAGCAGCAGCAGCAGCCCAGGAGGGUUCCAGAUCGCUUUCCUGAGGACUAUAGAUACUAUGAGCACAAUGAACACAACUUCCAAAGAGUUCCCCGACAGCACACGCCCCCAGCUCCGAGCAGACCCCCCUCAGGCAUAGGUCGAAUCCAGGCCAAGUCCCUGGGGAACCUCUCCAGUCUGACGGGAGAGGACCUCCCACUUCCCGGUGGCUGGACCGUCGACUGGACCAUCCGCGGCAGGAAGUACUACAUCGACCACAACACCAACACUACACACUGGAGCCACCCUCUGGAGAGGGAGGGGCUCCCGCCGGGCUGGGAGAAGGUGGAGUCGGCCGAGUUUGGGGUCUACUACGUGGAUCACAUCAACAAGAGGGCACAGUAUCGCCACCCCUGUGCUCCGAGUGUGCCUCGCUACGAUCAACCCCCACCUCUACCACCUCCUGUGACCUAUCAGCCGCGUCCCGCAGAGAGGAACCAGCCGGUUCUGGUGCCAGCGAACCCGUACCACACAGCCGAGAUCCCAGACUGGCUGCAGGUCUACGCCCGUGCACCACUCAAGUACGACCACAUCCUGAAGUGGGAGUUGUUCCAGCUGGCAGACCUGGACACGUACCAGGGCAUGCUGAAGCUGCUCUUCAAGAAGGAGCUGGAGCACAUCGUGAAGUCCUACGAGGCGUACCGACAGGCGCUGCUGUCCGAGGUGGAGGCCCGCAAGCAGCGGCAGCAGUGGUACGCCCAGCAGCCCAACAAGAACUUCAUGGGGAACAUGUGAUGCCUGUGUGUGUGUGCGUGUGUGCGUGUGCAUGCACCCAGGGACGCCGCGCCACCACGCCUCUCUGUGGCCUCCACAGUUUGGGAGCGGUCAGGGUUUCCUUUGAAAUCGUGAUUGACUCUUAAUUGCCUCUUUUACCAAACACAUCUGUGCCUUCGCUUCAUCCAAAUAUAUCAGCCAGGCAAGUUUGGGGCCUCCCCCCCCCCCCCCCCCCCCCAUGGGACACUCAAUUUAUGAAUGACCAUGUGAUUGAAAAACAAAAACUCCAAUGAAGAAGAAGAAAAAAACAUCUGGGGAGACGUUUGCAGCCGCUGCCCCUGAGAACUGAGUUGCCGUACGGUUGUUUGAUUUUUAAGAAUCGAGGAGAACGGAGACUGAAAGACUCUGGAGUUUUUGUUCAGUACAACCUGGACCUUUUUUGUAAUAAAAAAAAAUGCAGCAUUCUUUUUUCCCGAUGCCUGCUCGUAUCACGUAUUCGCCGGCUGCUCCGUUGUUGUUUUUUUUUCCUGUGGGAUAAAAAAACGACAGGCAGCGUCUUCUAAUUUGUUCACAUAUGAAAUACUUCAUGACUAUUUUUCCCCCUUUUUGCUUUGUUAAAACUGAACCCACAGACUUUUACAUUAAACAAAAAAGUGUGCAUUCUUUCUCUUUUUAUGACAUACUGUAGACAAUCCACCAAAACCCCUUUAACAGAUAUUUAAGUCUUUUAUUUAAAGACCUUUUGAUGCAGUCGGUUUGAGCAUCUCUCGGCUCUUUGGCAUUACUGUACGUCAGGAAUAUAUUUGUGUUUGUGUGUAUGAUAAUAAUGAAACAUAAAUAAGCUACUGGAAAGUUUUUAAAAACACUCAUCUGAAGACACAAGUUAAGUUUGCCGAACAAGUGCAAUUCAAUUUCUUCUUGGUUUUCAUCAUGUCCUGGAUAUUUUCUUGCUUCGGUGAUGCCAUAAUUAUUUCAUGGAGUGCCUCAACUUUUUUUAUUAUUAUUACAUGGAAGUCCAGAUUCUCUGAAGCUUAUUCUACCGAUUAGCAAUAAAGUAAACAGUUUUUAAGAUAUUCAGAAAUGUCCUAUAAUCUAACUUUUCUAUAUUUGUGUUAAAAACAAAAGAUAAAUAGGUGAAGACAGUUUAUAGGACUUGUAUAUGAGAGCGACUUCAUGUCUAUACACUUCUGAAUUUCCUAAAAAAAAAAGUGUGUGUGUUUAGGUAACAGUAGAAUAGGUUUAUGAAGAACCCAGGACUUUCUCUUAAAAUCCUUCGCUAUGCAAGAAGGUCUCGAUCGCAUCUCGGUCUCAUCCGUUUGUACAUAUCUCGUGUUGUGCAUUGCAAAUACAGGACAUAAGCAAUAAAAAAAUCUGCAGUGAAGAAAACUA
Molecule: messenger RNA, 3038 nt
Organism: Scophthalmus maximus (turbot)
Lineage: Eukaryota; Metazoa; Chordata; Actinopteri; Pleuronectiformes; Scophthalmidae
Gene: sav1
Product: salvador family WW domain containing protein 1
Exons: 5
Coding region: 405-1670 (421 amino acids)
Biological process (GO): regulation of cell population proliferation; hippo signaling; apoptotic process
Molecular function (GO): molecular adaptor activity; protein binding
Source: RefSeq, a predicted model, not a curated record